Cydia pomonella (codling moth) is the source of this 948-nucleotide messenger RNA. RefSeq lists its product as uncharacterized. The record is from RefSeq and is a predicted model, not a curated record. The coding region runs from base 1 to 948 and encodes 315 amino acids. NCBI's taxonomy places the organism in Eukaryota, Metazoa, Arthropoda, Insecta, Lepidoptera, Tortricidae. The transcript has 2 exons.
AUGUCCUCGACAACUGCAAACAUACUAGACGUGGGCGGGAAGGUGGUGUUUGAUGAUAGUAUAGAGAGUAUCGAAUUCCAUCCGUACACUCCAUACAAUGAUUCGUACAAAAACAAUGACGCAAUACACAUUUGCAUUAACCGUCAGGACUUGAUCGUCUUACCGAGUCAGAGUCAACUUUUAAUCGAAGGCAAUACGAAGGAGUGUCUCCUGGUGAAUAACGCACCCGCCUUUCUAUUUCAAGACAUUCGUUACGAGUUGAACGGGGUGGAGAUUGAUCGAACCAGGGAUUGCGGUAUAACCUCCACCAUGAAAGGUCUCGUAUCAUACAGCAAAGAUAUGGACUUUGCACUCGAGAACGCCGGAUGGUGUGUGGGCGCUAAAAAGGAGCACAGCGAGUUUAGUUUCACCAUACCUUUAUCACAUUUGUUGGGAUUUGCGGAAGACUAUAAGAAAGUUAUAAUGAACGCGAAACAUGAGUUGAUAAUUAAUCGUGCCACAACAGAUCUUAACGCUAUAGAAUGCAAGGAUGUCGCCAAGAAACCCGAGGUCGAGAUAACGCGUGUUAUAUGGCGGAUGCCGGUGUUAAAAGUAUCCGAUAAGGAGAAGUUGCGUUUGAUGAGUUACAUGGAAGCCGACUUUGAGACAAACAGCUAUCCAUUGCUGUUUGACGCUUUCUCCAAUUUCCAAAUGGCGUACUACAAUCGUGAAUAUAGCAGCCCUCAACUCAACCGCGCUCACUACAAGACUCAAUCACCAUUGAUUGUUAUUGACACAUCGAGACAGCCCGACAGCUACAGCUCGGGAGGUGGGGCUGUAGAUAUCAAAGUUGAAAUGGAAUUCAAAAAGAACGUACCGGCGAACACCGCUGCCUACUGUUUAGUCAUCAAUGACACACUCUUCGAGUACAACAUGUUGACUAAUACCACCCGUAAAUUAAUUCAGUAA